Molecule: messenger RNA, 1758 nt
Organism: Asparagus officinalis (garden asparagus)
Lineage: Eukaryota; Viridiplantae; Streptophyta; Magnoliopsida; Asparagales; Asparagaceae
Product: probable tRNA N6-adenosine threonylcarbamoyltransferase, mitochondrial
Exons: 14
Coding region: 1-1545 (514 amino acids)
Biological process (GO): tRNA threonylcarbamoyladenosine modification
Cellular component (GO): mitochondrion
Source: RefSeq, a predicted model, not a curated record
AUGGGCCUCGCCAAUUUUGGUCCCGUUCCGCCACUCCCCGGUUCACGGCUAGCUCAACCCGCUUUCUGCGGCUUUGCGCUGAAAAAUAGCCGAGAGACCUCGCCCUCAUCUCUUUCUCUCCCACGAAUCGGUGGGAAAAUGGCGGCCUUUUUCGUCUCCUCGCCCCUCUCGCUCUCCCGCUCCCCUCUUCUCACGAAUCUCUUCCAUCUCACUAAAUCCAAACCCCUCGUUUCUUCGUCCUUCGCUCUCCCACGCCGCCAUCCGUCCUCUAUUCUUCAAAAUUACCCUCUCAGAUCUCUAUCGCCUUCAAAUUUCGCUGCUGGUGCUCACACUUCUACGGCGCUGAAUCGAGACGAUCUCGUCGUUCUCGGGAUCGAGACGAGCUGCGACGAUACAGCCGCAGCGGUUGUUAGAGGAAAUGGAGAAGUCCUCAGCCAAGUUGUUUCUUCUCAAGCAGAAUUGCUUUCGCGCUAUGGAGGUGUUGCUCCUAAAAUGGCUGAAGAAGCACACUCGCUUGUUAUUGAUCAGGUUGUUCAACAAGCAGUAGAAAAUGCAAAUUUGUCAGAAAAUGAUCUUUCUGCUGUUGCAGUUACUAUCGGUCCAGGUCUAAGCCUUUGUUUGCGGGUUGGUGUCCAGAAAGCUCGAAGAGUAGCUGGGACAUUCAAUUUGCCCAUCAUCGGAGUCCAUCAUAUGGAAGCUCAUGCUCUUGUAGCCAGGCUGAUGGACAAGGACCUGCAAUUUCCAUUCUUGGCUCUUCUUAUUUCAGGUGGACAUAAUCUCCUGAUUCUUGCUCGUGACCUUGGUCAUUAUGUUCAGCUGGGAACAACAAUAGAUGAUGCUAUUGGUGAGGCAUAUGAUAAGACAGCUAGAUGGCUUGGCCUUGAUAUGGGGAGAGGUGGUGGCCCAGCUCUUGAGGAGCUUGCUCGGGAAGGUGAUGAAAAUUCUGUUAAAUUUAAAAUUCCAAUGAGGCAACACAAGGAUUGUAAUUUCUCAUAUGCUGGUCUGAAGACCCAAGUUAGACUGGCUAUAGAGUCUAGAAAUAUAUUUACAGACAAGAGUUCUCUUUCUUCUGAAAGUAGUCAUGACAGAAGGGUGCGAGCAGAUAUUGCUGCCUCCUUUCAGCGAGUAGCCGUACUUCAUUUGGAGGAUAGGUGUGAACGAGCAAUUGAAUGGGCAUUGAAGAUUGAUCCUGCAAUUAAAUGCUUGGUAGUUUCAGGAGGUGUUGCUUCAAAUCAAUAUGUUAGAAGUCGUCUCCAUCAUAUUGUAAAGAAGACUGGUCUGCGCCUCGUAUGUCCUCCUCCAAGCCUUUGCACUGACAAUGGUGUCAUGGUUGCUUGGACUGGAAUUGAGAACUUUCUAGUCGGAAGAUAUGACCCUCCACCACCAGCCAAUGAGCCCGAAGAUUUUAUGUAUGAUUUGAGGCCGAGAUGGCCUCUGGGUGAGGAAUACUCGCAGGGUAAAAGUGAAGCGCGCUCCUUGAGAAGAGCCCGUGUACAUCCAUCGCUCACAUCUAUCGUCCAUGGAUCUAUUGAGCAACAAGUAUAGCUCUGUAAAUGCUAGCUGAUCUUACUUCUGAACUGUCUUAUAUUAUCGUAGGCUAUUUUUUGAGUCAGCAGAAUCAUCCAGAGUACUUUGCUGAUAAGAUGUAUUUAUGAACUUAAGUUCCUGGAAUGAGAUGUACUGAAUCAGGAUUCACUCGUGUUGUAUCAAUAUAAGAAGAUAAUCAUGGCAAUAAUAUUCUCUUAUACUAUCGAUUUU